AUGGACUCCGAGCCCAUCCUCCCGGAGGAGUACGAGGACCCGGACGACGAGGACGUGUUCCUCAACGACGUCAUCGUCGCGGACGCGGAGCGCGAGCACUGGAAGCGCAAGCCCGCGCCGGAGCUGAACGUCGAGAAGGACAACAUCGUGUUUCAACAGCUGGACAUCGACUACAUCAUCGGCGAGCCGCACGCGAUGCUCGGGCCGCAGCGGAAGGCCAUGGGCGCGGCCGCGAUGCUUCGCAUCUUCGGCGUGACCGCGGGAGGGAACUCCGUGUGCGUGCACGUGCACGGGUUCGAGCCGUACUUCUACGCGAAGGUGCCGGAGUCGUUCCGCGACGACCAGUGCGAGGGGUUCCGAAAAAACUUGAACGACCUCAUGCAGCAGCAACAGCGCGGCGGGAACAACGGCGGGAACGGGACGUUCAUCUCCGCGGUGAGCGUCGUGAGGGACAAGCAGUCGCUGAUGUACUACCAGGAAGGCCGGACCGCGAUGUUCGUGAAGAUCACGACGACGCUGCCGAACAUGGUGGCGACGGCGCGCGGGAUCCUCGAGAAGCAGGGUCUCCUCGUCCCGGGGCUGCACGUCUCCGCGCUGACGUUCAUGACGUUCGAAUCCAACGUCCUGUACACGCUUCGGUUCAUGGUCGACCGCGGCAUCGUCGGCGGGAACUGGCUCGAGCUCCCGCCGGGGGGGUAUCACCUCCGCGCGAAGAAGAGCUCGAUGUGUCAGUACGAGUGCGACGUCGCGUUCGACGCGGUGAUUUCGCACGCGCCGGAGGGGCAGUUUAGCAAGCUCGCGCCGUUUCGCAUUCUGUCCGUGGACAUCGAGUGCGCGGGGCGGCGCGGGCACUUCCCGGACGCGGAGCACGACCCGGUGAUACAGAUCGCGACGAUGGUGACGUGCCAGGGCGACGACAAGCCUAUCAUCAAGGCGAUCUGGACGCUCGACACGUGCGCGCCAAUCGUAGGCGCGGACGUGCUCUCGUUCACGGACGAACGCGAGCUUCUGCGCUCGUGGGGGAAGUUCCUCCGGUCCACGGACCCGGACUUGCUCAUCGGGUACAACAUCGUGAACUUCGACUUCCCGUACCUCAUAAAUCGCGCGGCGACGCUCGGCGUGGAGGACUUUCCGUACUGGGGUCGUAUGAUCGGCAGCAAGCUGAGGAUGAAGGACACGACGUUUUCGUCCAAGGCGUACGGCACGCGCGACAGCAAGGAGAUCACGAUCGAAGGCCGCGUGCAGUUCGAUCUUCUUCAGGCUGUGCAGCGGGACCACAAGCUGUCGUCGUACUCCCUCAAUGCGGUCUCCGCGCACUUCUUGGGGGAGCAAAAGGAGGACGUGCACCACUCCGCGAUUUCCGAGCUUCAAGCCGGGACGUCGGAGACGCGUCGCCGCCUCGCGGUGUAUUGCCUCAAGGACGCGUACCUCCCGCAGCGGUUGCUCGAUAAGUUGAUGUACAUGUACAACUACAUCGAGAUGGCGCGCGUCACGGGCGUGCCGCUGUCCUUCUUAUUAUCCCGCGGGCAGUCCAUCAAGGUGUUAUCCCAGAUUUUACGGAAAGCGCGGCAGCGCGGGUUGCUCGUCCCGCACAUGCCGAAAAAGGGCGCGUCGGAUCAGCAAGAGGGCGGCGUCGCGUACGAGGGCGCGACCGUCCUCGACGCGAAAGCGGGGUACUACGAGCUCCCGAUCGCGACGCUGGAUUUCGCGUCGCUGUACCCGUCGAUCAUGAUGGCGCAUAACCUGUGCUACUGCACGCUCGUGCCGCAGAACAUGGUGAGCCGGAUGAACCCCGAGGACGUCUCCAAGUCGCCGACGGGGGACGUGUUCGUGAAGUCGAACAAGACGAAGGGCAUCCUGCCGGAGAUUUUAGAGGAGCUCUUGAGCGCGCGCAAACGCGCCAAGGCGGACCUGAAGAAGGCGCAGGACCCCUUAGAAAAGGCGGUCCUCGACGGCCGUCAGCUCGCGCUGAAGGUGAGCGCCAACUCGGUGUACGGCUUCACCGGCGCCACUGUCGGCGCGUUGCCGUGUCUCGAGAUUUCCGCCUCCACGACGUCGUACGGCCGCAACAUGAUCGACCAGACGAAGGAGCUCGUCAUGGAGAAGUACAACACGAAGAACGGGUACAGCGCGAACGCGGACGUCAUCUACGGCGACACGGACUCGGUCAUGAUCAAGUUUAACGUCACGGACUUGGAGGAGGCGAUGAAGCUCGGCGAGGAAGCCGCGACGUACGUCUCGUCGACGUUUAUCAAACCCAUCAAGCUCGAGUUCGAGAAGGUGUACUGGCCGUACCUGCUCAUCAGCAAGAAGCGAUACGCCGGUCUGCUGUGGACGAACCCGAAGAAGCACGACUACAUGGACACGAAAGGGAUCGAGACCGUGCGGAGAGAUAACUGUCUGCUCGUGAGGCAAGUCAUCGAGACGGUGCUUCAGAAAAUUUUAAUCUCGCGCGACGUCCCGGGCGCUGUUGACUACGUCAAGCGAACCAUCUCGGACCUUCUCAUGAACCGCAUGGACCUGUCCCUCCUCGUGAUCACGAAGGGGCUCACCCAAGACGCGGACGCGUACGAGAACAAAGCCGCGCACGUCGAGCUCGCGAAGAGGAUGAAGGAGCGCGACCCGGCGACGGCGCCCGUCGUCGGCGAUCGCAUCGCGUACGUCAUCGUGAAAGCCGCGAAGAACGCGAAGGGGUACGAAAAGUCCGAGGACCCGAUCUGGGCGAUGGAGCACAACCUCCCGAUCGACUGCCAGCACUACUUGGACCACUACCUCGGGAAGCCGCUGAUGCGCAUCUUCGAGCCGAUCAUGAAGGACGCGUCGUCGCAGCUGUUGAAGGGGGAUCACACGCGCGCCAUCUCUCAGCCGACGCCGAGCAGCGCCGCGGGCGGGAUCAUGCGGUUCGCGAAAGUGCGUCUGUCGUGCGUCGGGUGCAAGGCGUCCAUCACGGACGAGAAGACGUCCACGGCGCUGUGCGCGCACUGCCUCGCGAAAGAGCCGGAGCACUUGCAGAGGGCGCUGAACACGGUGAACGACCUCGAGCGGGAUUUCAACCGGCUCUGGACGCAGUGCCAGCGGUGCCAGGGGAGUUUGCAUCAGGACGUCCUGUGCACGUCGAGGGAUUGCCCGAUUUUCUACCGAAGGAAGAAGGUCGCGAAGGACCUCGGGGAGGCGGAAUCGACGCUGAAGCGGUUCGAUUGGUGAUGAGACGACGCGGCGCGGGGAGGGAGGGGGCGCGGGGAGCGACCGAGAGAACGUUUAGACGAGCCAGCGGCACGAUUUUUACGAACACAGCAGAGAGAACCGACAAAAA
Molecule: messenger RNA, 3313 nt
Organism: Micromonas pusilla CCMP1545
Lineage: Eukaryota; Viridiplantae; Chlorophyta; Mamiellophyceae; Mamiellales; Mamiellaceae
Exons: 2
Coding region: 1-3204 (1067 amino acids)
Biological process (GO): nucleotide-excision repair, DNA gap filling; DNA-templated DNA replication; base-excision repair, gap-filling
Cellular component (GO): delta DNA polymerase complex
Molecular function (GO): 3'-5'-DNA exonuclease activity; DNA-directed DNA polymerase activity; nucleotide binding
Source: RefSeq, a predicted model, not a curated record